CUAUGAAACUUGUAUAAGCUGACCUAUUCAAACAACCAACAAGUCGGCUUCUUCUCCGUCUCUCUUCGAAGGAGGCACCGACGAACGGUGGCUGGGCCGCGACUGACGGCGGUCGGCGGUCUUGCUCCUCCACGAAGAUCGGUCCAACCGAAUCCAACACUCGAGCUAGAUCCAGGCAUUCAAACUCUGUUGUCCAUCCCCUACAAGUCUCCCCCCAAAAAAGCUGAAAAAUUGGAAAGAAGAGCCCGGCGGGGUCCCGGGAGCACAUCUUCGAUCUCUCCAAGCUGUGAACAAACAAUAAAACCUUCCCAUCUGUUGUCUGCUCAAUCUAUAGAUCUCUGAAGUCUCAUCUUUUUAAGUAUUCACAUUUUGUAGUAUUCAAAUAGUAUCAAGUUCAUCAUGAAUUCAGACUCAGAAUUGCUUGUUGCUGAAAAAGGAGAGCACAUCUUUAAUGCUAGUGAGCGGAUAAAUUGCCUCAAUAAUAUGGCCAAAGAACUAUCUGCAUCAAAUAAUCACAUUGGGAGUAAUAUUCCUGAUGUGGUCAACUUGAAGGUUGGAAGUGCAGACAUAAUUUCAGAGCUGAUGAAACUGAACAGUUUGGAGAGUUCAUCCACCCGAUCAUUGUUUACUGCUGUGAAUAAUAUUCUAGAUGAAAAUAUUGAGAGAAAGAAUGGGGAUAUACCUCAGUCUGUUUUAGCUCUGCUAAAGCUGGUUCUGCGAGAAAUUGAAUCACGUGUUUCGAAACAAUCGGAGAUUUUGAGAAAGCAAAAUAACCUCUACAAGUCUCGUGAAUUAAAAUAUCAAUUAAAAGAUAGGGCAUUGGAAACCCUUAUAGCAGGAACUGCAGAGGAACAUGAGAUUGAGAAGGCUAACUUUGAAGCAAAGGAAAAACUUAGCAAGGACAAAAUUUCUGCAUUGCAGAAAGAGAAGGAUUUUUAUGAGAUGAAAAUUUGUUCAUUGAAUCAUGAUUUGGAGCUAAACAAAAAGACAUAUGAAGAGAAAUGUAUGCAGUUAGAAACACAGACAAAUAAAACUAGACUCGAGUUAGGGAAGAAGAUUAUGGAACUUGAGUGCCUUCUGAGCAACUCAAGGAAAAAGGUCGAAGAACUUGAAGCUUUUUCAGAAUCGAAGUUUCUGAAAUGGAAAACAAAAGAACAUGGCUAUAAACACUUCAUAGAAUCCCAGUUUGGAUCAUUACAGGCAUUGAAAAUGGCAUCUGAGUCCUUAAAGCAGGAAGUUUUGCAGACCAAGGAAAUCUAUGCUGAAGAGCUAAUCCGCUUUGGACUAGAUCUUAAUGGGCUAAUAGAAGCUGCUCAGAAUUACCAUACCGUACUUGACGAGAAUAGAAGACUGUACAAUGAGGUUCAAGACUUGAAAGGAAACAUAAGAGUGUAUUGUCGAAUAAGGCCAUUCCUGCCAGACCAAAGCCAAAGGAAAACAACUAUGGAUUACAUCGGUGAUAAUGGAGAACUGGUUGUUGUGAAUCCUUUGAAACAAGGAAAAGAUAGCCACCGCAUGUUCAAAUUCAACAAAGUCUUUGCUCCUACUGCCACUCAAGAGGAUGUGUUUCGGGACACCCAACCGUUAAUCCGAUCUGUUCUUGAUGGGUACAAUGUCUGCAUAUUUGCAUACGGGCAGACUGGUUCUGGUAAAACAUAUACUAUGAGCGGACCCAGCAUUUCAUCAAUGGAGCACUGGGGUGUGAACUACCGAGCUUUGAAUGAUCUAUUCCUCAUUUCUCAAAGUAGGAAAAGCUCGAUAGCAUAUGAAGUUGGUGUUCAAAUGGUUGAAAUAUAUAAUGAACAAGUCCGUGACUUACUAAGCACCGAAAGCACUCAGAAAAGAUAUCCUCAUUUUGUCAUUAUGCCUAAGAUUUGUAUUCUCUAGACUUGCUAAUAGUCACAUAUGCAUGUUCACACCCAACCCCAUUUUUCAGUCCAUGGAUUUGGUGUGUUGGCUCACUUGAGCACAUCAACUUCCAAUCAAACCUAUGUGGCGGCUUUUUAUUUUUAAUUUUCGCCCCAUUGUCAUAUUUUUGUCAUGCCUUGAACAUACUCCUCUCGUUUAUGUUAGAAAUUGGAGAGGCACUAGCAAAUUGAGGCAUGAGAAGAAUGAGACGUGAAUGCAAUAACAAAGGCUCAAUAGGUUU
This is a messenger RNA of Cuscuta campestris, 2149 nucleotides long. The record is from the annotation of a GenBank genome assembly. NCBI's taxonomy places the organism in Eukaryota, Viridiplantae, Streptophyta, Magnoliopsida, Solanales, Convolvulaceae.